AUGAUCCUAGUCACAGAAAACUCAGACAUCGGGAAAGCUGUUACAAACUUGGUUUUUUUAAAAACACAAAAGGUGGCAGGAAGUACAGUGCAAAAUAUUUUAAUGCGUUUUGGCUACGCCAGAGAUUUGGUCUUUAUGCUAGGCGCAAAAAAGAAUUUGUACAAAGUGGGCCAAUUUCCUGAUCUCUUCAGCCCAUCCUUCAUUCUACGCAGUGCAUCUGGGUUGUUCAACAUUUUAUGUCACCAUACACGUUUCAGUCAAGAUAUUAAAAAGGUAAUGCCAUCAAACAGUAUUUACUUCACCAUUCUUAGGGACCCAAUCAGCACGUUUGAGUCACUUUUCUCUUUUCUCGAUAUAAGUGAAAUCCUUGGAUUUAAAGACUCCGACGGGAUAGAAAGGUUUUUCGAAAUGCCAGAAAUAUACAACAACAUUUUAAACGUAUCCGUCAGUUUGAAAAAUACAUUUUUGGCAGAUUUUGGUCUAGAUAUCACCCUGUCUGACAACUUCAGUGCCAUUUAUGAAAAGAUUUUAGAAAUUGAAGAAAAUUUUGACUUUGUUAUGAUAACUGAAUAUUUUGACGAGUCCUUGGUACUUUUGAAACAUUUGUUAAACUGGUCUUUUGCUGAUAUUGUCAGUGUCAGAUCUAAUGCUCGUCCAAAAAGGCAACACGUACGUCUUACUUUAGACAAUAUUGCCAAAAUCAACAAAUGGAAUGCAGGUGAUCGAAUACUUUACGACCAUUUUAACCGAACAUUUUGGAGAAAGGCUGAGCAGUUUGGUCUUGUUAGACUCAGUGAAGAAGUAGAACAGCUUCGGAAGCUCAACACGUACUGGGAUCGUGUGUGCUUUGACAAGAACAAAGUUUUAGAAUUGAAACGUCGAAUACCGGGGCACCCGACGACUGACCGAGAAGUGACUUUACCAAAACUCAGCAAAGCAGGUUCCAAAAUAGAAAAAUGUGUUCAGAUGUCAUUGUUCAGCCAAGAUUUCACUGAUAUUAUCUAUGCAAGUAUGAGGGAGAAAGGUCAACUUUUAGAUGAACGUUCUCCGAAAAAGCAUUUCUUACGAACGAUUACAGAGAGGCCUAGGGAAUAA
Molecule: messenger RNA, 1095 nt
Organism: Lingula anatina
Lineage: Eukaryota; Metazoa; Brachiopoda; Lingulata; Lingulida; Lingulidae
Product: galactosylceramide sulfotransferase-like
Biological process (GO): glycolipid biosynthetic process
Cellular component (GO): membrane
Molecular function (GO): galactosylceramide sulfotransferase activity
Source: RefSeq, a predicted model, not a curated record